Adineta ricciae is the source of this 1233-nucleotide messenger RNA. The record is from the annotation of a GenBank genome assembly. NCBI's taxonomy places the organism in Eukaryota, Metazoa, Rotifera, Eurotatoria, Adinetida, Adinetidae.
AUGGAAGAAACUGAUCGUGUAGGAUUACUUGAAAAACUUGGAACAGUUCAACAAAACCAAAAUUCAAGUCUUCCAAAAUAUGUGAUCCGCUCGAACAAACUCGGUCUUGAUUAUACUGCAUGGGUUCAAGACGACACUGGAAAUAAUUCGAAAUGUUACGUUUUAACUAUUCAUGAUAUCGGUUGUAGCCAUUCAGUUUUUACCGAAUUCGUCUCUCAACCGGAAAUGCGUGCUCUUAAACAACGAAUUGUUUGGGUACAUGUGGACUUGCCUGGACAAGAGGAUGAUGCUGCUGCUUUACCUAUUGAAAAAUAUCCAUCGUUAGAUGAUAUCGCUAGUGAAUUAAUCAAUAUUGUUGAUCAUUUAAAUAUUCCACAAGCAGUUAUCUUUGGCGAGGGUGCAGGUGCAAAUAUUGCAUGUCGUUUUGCUAUUGAAUAUCCAACGCGUGUCCAUGGCCUUGUACUUGUUCAUCCAACUGGUACAACUGCGGGUUUUAUGGAAAUGAUGAAGGACAAGCUUAAUAACUGGAAACUAAUCCAUAAAGGAAUGAAUCCUGACGCUGAAGCUUAUCUCAUUUGGCAUCGAUUUGGUCGAGAUGCAGCAAAGAAAAUUGAUCGAAAAAACUCUCUUAAAUCUAGCGACGAUCAGAACAAGAACAAGACUAGAGAUUUGCUGCAUGAAUGUUCAUUAACAUGUUUACUAGUUGUAUUUCAAGGUUAUGGUGAUUCUCAAUUACUUGAAGCAAAUAUUCGUGAAUUUUCGGAGAAGCUUUAUCAGAAGCGUACGGCAAAGAAUUUGGCAUUGUUUAUGGACGCAUUUUUGAAUCGCACUAAUCUGGUCGAUAAAUUAGACAAAUUAACAGUUGACUGUUUGGUAGCCGUCGGCAAGAAGAGCUCUGUAAUUAGUACGACAGAGAAAUUCUAUGAACGACUACGUGAUUCACGCAACAAUCCUCAAAAAAUGGUCAAUUCACCAUUGCUUAUUGCAGAUGAUGUUGGUGAUGUUCUUGGUGAAGCUCCUGAUGUCCUAGCCAAAUCAAUGCAAUUCUUCUUACAAGGCAUUGGAUUAUUAUCUGGCUUACCUAUGGAAGCAGGUUUAGUCGGUUUAGGACGUUUAUCUCGAGCAAUGUCCAUGGAAGAUGCUGAUCGGCCACGACGUAGCUCUGUACUCUCGACACCACCUACAACGACUUCACCAACAACAGUUGGUUCACCACCCAAAUUUCCUUUAUAA